AUUCUACUGUAAAGCACCUCAGCACCUGCACAUCUAAUACUUUUCGCUCUUUCUCCGUCGCGGGGCGCUGAUCUCCCCAACAGUCCCUUUGCUAUCUCAACCGUAGGCGCUGUCUCGCGGAACGCCAUAACCUGCUUCCACAGGCCUGGAAGCUUUUGACAUUCUCGCUAGAAAACAGAGAACAACAGAGAAAAAAGAUAUUUUCUACGUUAGAUCCAAAGUGACACAGAGAAAGAGAGAAGCGAAGAAGAUGAUACUUGCAAUCCUGUUCACCAACAGCGAAGGGAACAUCCUAAUUGAACGAUUUAAUGGAGUUCCAGCAGAAGAAAGGCUACACUGGCGAUCUUUCUUAGUUAAGCUUGGAGCAGAUAAUCUUAGAGGUGUCAAAAAUGAGGAGCUCUUAGUUGCUUCACACAAGUCAGUUUAUAUAGUUUACACAGUGCUUGGGGAUGUCAGCAUUUAUGUUGUGGGGAAGGAUGAAUAUGAUGAACUUGCCUUGGCAGAAGUGAUUUUCGUCAUAACUUCAGCAGUGAAGGAUGUAUGUGGAAAGCCUCCAACAGAGCGCCUUUUCUUGGAUAAGUAUGGAAGGAUAUGCCUGUGUUUGGAUGAAAUUGUUUGGAAGGUGAGCAAAAAUUUCGAAUCAAUAAGACCAUUGAGAAAUCUGAAGUUUGAAAUUUCCAAUUUUUCUUAGAAUGGUUGACAAAAA
Carica papaya (papaya) is the source of this 706-nucleotide messenger RNA. The record is from RefSeq and is a predicted model, not a curated record. Lineage: Eukaryota; Viridiplantae; Streptophyta; Magnoliopsida; Brassicales; Caricaceae.